AUGGCUGUUUACGCAAGGGAAGUUGGACCAGGAAGGGAAGGCAGCCAAGGGCAGUUUCCACUAACACAGAAUGUAACGGUUGUUGAAGGCGGAACUGCAAUUUUGACCUGCAGGGUUGAUCAAAAUGAUAACACCUCCCUCCAGUGGUCAAAUCCAGCUCAACAGACGCUGUACUUUGAUGACAAGAAAGCUUUAAGGGACAAUAGGAUUGAGCUGGUUCGGGCUUCCUGGCAUGAAUUGAGUAUCAGCGUCAGUGAUGUGUCUCUCUCCGAUGAAGGACAGUACACCUGUUCUUUAUUUACAAUGCCUGUCAAAACUUCCAAGGCCUAUCUCACUGUUCUAGGUGUUCCGGAGAAGCCUCAGAUCAGCGGAUUCUCCUCCCCAGUGAUGGAGGGGGACUUGAUGCAGCUGACCUGCAAAACGUCUGGUAGUAAACCUGCCGCUGAUAUCAGAUGGUUCAAGAACGACAAGGAGAUUAAAGAUGUAAAAUAUUUAAAAGAAGAGGAUGCAAAUCGCAAGACAUUCACUGUCAGCAGCACCCUGGAUUUCCGAGUGGACCGCAGUGACGAUGGCGUGGCGGUCAUCUGCAGAGUAGACCACGAAGCUCUCAACGCCACCCCUCAGGUGGCCAUGCAGGUGCUAGAAAUACACUAUACACCAUCAGUUAAGAUUAUCCCAUCCACUCCUUUUCCACAAGAAGGACAACCUUUAAUUUUGACUUGUGAAUCCAAAGGAAAACCACUGCCAGAACCCGUUUUGUGGACAAAGGAUGGCGGAGAAUUACCAGAUCCUGACCGAAUGGUUGUGAGUGGUAGGGAGUUAAACAUUCUUUUCCUGAACAAAACGGAUAAUGGUACCUAUCGAUGCGAAGCCACAAACACCAUUGGCCAAAGCAGCGCAGAAUAUGUUCUCAUUGUACACGAUCCCAAUGCUCUGGCUGGCCAGACUGGCCCUGAUCAUGCUCUUAUAGGAGGAAUAGUGGCCGUCGUUGUAUUUGUCACGCUGUGUUCUAUAUUUCUGCUUGGUCGAUACCUGGCAAGACAUAAAGGAACGUAUUUAACAAAUGAAGCUAAAGGAGCUGAAGAUGCACCAGAUGCUGACACAGCCAUUAUCAAUGCUGAAGGCAGCCAAGUCAAUGCUGAAGAGAAAAAAGAAUAUUUCAUUUAAAAUGCAGGCCGAGAUCUGAGUUUUAC
This is a messenger RNA of Equus quagga, 1193 nucleotides long. It is a transcript of the gene CADM2, whose product is annotated as cell adhesion molecule 2. The transcript has 9 exons. The coding region runs from base 1 to 1167 and encodes 388 amino acids. The record is from RefSeq and is a predicted model, not a curated record. Lineage: Eukaryota; Metazoa; Chordata; Mammalia; Perissodactyla; Equidae.